This is a messenger RNA of Entelurus aequoreus (snake pipefish), 824 nucleotides long. It is a transcript of the gene mettl5, whose product is annotated as methyltransferase 5, N6-adenosine. The record is from RefSeq and is a predicted model, not a curated record. The coding region runs from base 130 to 756 and encodes 208 amino acids. NCBI's taxonomy places the organism in Eukaryota, Metazoa, Chordata, Actinopteri, Syngnathiformes, Syngnathidae. The transcript has 7 exons. Gene Ontology annotation, molecular function: nucleic acid binding; rRNA (adenine-N6-)-methyltransferase activity. Gene Ontology annotation, biological process: rRNA methylation.
GUUAGUUCCCAUGCGGACUGUUUUGAUUGAUGCACCAUUACGGAGGUCGCCCACCACUACAGAAAAGGUAACGCAAGUCCCCUCUUUGGGCAUUUUAUGGACAAGUUAGGAGUUUCUUAGCGAUACACAAUGAAACUUAAAGAGUUAGAAAGUUGCCUUCAGCAAGUGGAUACAUUUAAAGAGCCCAAAAUCCUUCUAGAACAAUACCCAACUAGCGCGCAUAUUGCUGCAUGCAUGCUGUACACGAUACACAACACAUUUGAUGACAUCCAAGGUAAACUCGUAGCAGAUCUGGGCUGUGGCUGCGGAGUUCUCAGCAUAGGAGCGGCGAUGCUUGAAGCAGGACUCUGCGUUGGCUUCGACGUUGACGACGACGCGCUGGACACGUUCAGAAGAAACGCGGAGGAAUUUGAGGUUUCUAAUGUUGAUCUGGUCCAGUGUGACCUGUGUGCGGUGAGGGCAGAGGACUACAACAACACGUUUGACACUGUCAUCAUGAACCCACCUUUUGGAACUAAGCACAACCAGGGUAUGGACAUGAAGUUCUUAAAAGCGGCUGUAACAAUGGCAAAGACAGCUGUGUAUUCACUACAUAAAACAUCCACACGUCAGCACAUACAAAAGAAGGCAAAUGACUGGGGAAUGAAGAUGGAAGUGAUUGCAGAACUGAGAUACGACCUGCCAGCAUCUUAUAAAUUCCACAAAAAGAAAUCGGUUGACAUCCAGGUGGACUUCCUACGGUUCUCCAAAGCCUGAAGUGUCUUAUCGGGACUUUUGUUUGCCUUUGUAUAGAAUAAAUGUUUGUUCAAAAGAAAUAUUGACUG